Messenger RNA from Anolis sagrei ordinatus, 9323 nucleotides. The record is from RefSeq and is a predicted model, not a curated record. Lineage: Eukaryota; Metazoa; Chordata; Lepidosauria; Squamata; Anolidae.
GCUUGUUGCGAGAGAGAGAGAGAGAGAGAGAGAGAGAGAGAGAAGGGCAAGGCGAAAUCCCGCCCCGACCCUUGGUGCGCACUCGCAGCGGAAGGAAGAGGAGGGGAUCCAAGGAGGCACCCCGGGCGCAGCUGGACCCCAUCUGCUUGGCCUCCUUCUCUUCUUCCUCCUCCAGGACCGGGUUGAAGGCAAAGAGAGAAAGAGAAGAGACAGAGAGAGAGAAGAGAGCCUCUUCCACAUUCUCUCCUGGCGGCGGCGCCCUUCCUCGCCCAAGCCGACCGAGGAGGGAACAUGGCGACAGGAGGAUCUCCUCCUCUGCUUCCCAAAGCCGCUCGGAUGCUGCCGCUUCUUCUCCUCCUUCUGCUGCUGCUUCUUGCAGGGAAUCCCAUCCCGGUCUCUUCCUUCUCCUCCACCUUGUCCCAGAAGAGCCUCCUUCCUCCCUCCCGGCCCCAGGACCAGGGCUUUGCGGUGCUGCAAACCCAGGAGGAGAAAGGGUCCUGGGGAGAGGAGCUGCGCCGCAAGAGGAGCGCACGACCCGCCGAGGAGGAGGAGGAGGAAGAAGAACACCAAGGAGGAGGAGAGGAUGGUGAUGGUGAUGGGGAAGAGGAGCAGCCCCCGCCCCCGCAGGAGCCCAUCCAGGUGUAUGGACAGGUUAGCCUGAAUGAUUCACACAACCAGAUGGUGGUCCAUUGGGCCGGAGAGAAGAGCAAUGUGAUUGUGGCUCUGGCUCGGGAUAGUUUAGCCUUGAUGGGUCCCAAGUUAAGCGACGUUUAUGUGUCUUAUGACUAUGGGAAGACGUUUAAGAAGAUAACGGAGAAAUUCAACUUCGGUCCAGGAAAUACUAGCCAAGCGGUCAUUGCUCAGUUCUAUCACAGCCCAGCUGACAACAAAAGGUAUAUUUUCGUCGAUGCCUUCACACAAUACCUUUGGCUCACGACUGACUUCUGCAAGACCAUUCAGGGCUUCUCGAUCCCUUUCAAAGUCUCAGACCUCCUUUUGCACAGCCGCUUCCCGAACCUCGUCUUGGGCUUCGAUAAGUCCCAUCCCAACAAACAGGUGAGUCUCUCUCCUUGGUUUGGUUUCAGCCAAGAAGAAGCGAGGAUUGCCUUACCUCGAGACCUCUAUGGAUGCUUAUGGUUUGGAUCUUUCCUUUUUUUGCAGCAUCUUUUCGGUUCGCAGCAACAGACCUCCGUCCAGCUGUGGGUCUCCUUCAACCGCAAGCCGAUGCAAGCAGCCCAGUUUGUGACCAAGCAUCCUAUUAAGGAAUACUACAUUGCGGACACAUCCGAAGACCAGGUGUUUGUGUGUGUCAGUCACAGUAACAACAGCACCAACCUCUAUAUCUCAGAAGCAGAAGGCCUAAGAUUUUCACUGACUUUGGAGAAUAUCCUCUAUUACAGCCCGGGAGGAGUCGGAAGUGACACUUUGGUCAGAUACUUUGCGAACGAGCCCUUUGCGGACUUCCACCGGGUCGAGGGGGUGCCGGGCGUCUAUAUCGCCACCUUGAUCAACGGCUUGUUCAGCGAGGAGAACAUGCGCUCCGUCAUCACCUUCGACAAAGGUGGGACUUGGGAAUUUCUCCAGCCUCCAGAGUUUACUCGCUACGGCGAAAAGAUUAAUUGUGAGCUUUCCAAGGGCUGCUCCCUUCACUUGGCACAGCGGCUGAGUCAGCUCCUCAACUUCCAGUUGCGCCGGAUGCCCAUCUUGUCCAAAGAGUCUGCUCCGGGACUGAUCAUUGCAACAGGUUCUGUGGGGAAGAACAUGGCGAGCAAAAUGAGUGUGUACAUCUCAAGCAGCGCCGGUGUCCGGUGGAAAGAGGUCUUGUCUGGACCCCACUAUUAUUCUUGGGCUGACCAUGGCGGGAUCAUCAUGGCAGUGACUCAAGGCACAGAGACAAACCAGCUCAAGUACAGCACAAAUGAAGGAGAGACCUGGAAGACAUUUACCUUCUCAGAGAAACCAGUCUUUGUUUAUGGCCUUCUGACAGAACCUGGUGAAAAAAGCACAAUUUUCACCAUCUUUGGCUCCUACAAAGAGAAUGGGCACAGCUGGCUUAUCUUGCAGAUCAAUACCACUGAUGUGCUGGGAGUGCCUUGCACGGAAAACGAUUACAAACUCUGGUCUCCGUCUGAUGAACGAGGCAACGAAUGCCUUUUGGGGCACAAAACGGUCUUCAAAAGACGAACUCCUCACGCAACAUGUUUCAACGGGGAAGAUUUUGAUCGGCCGGUCAUGGUCUCCAAUUGUUCUUGCACCCGAGAAGACUAUGAGUGCGAUUUCGGCUUCAAGCUGAGCGAAGACCUGUCACUAGAGGUUUGUGUCCCAGAUCCUGAAUUUGCUGGCAAGCCUUAUUCUCCUCCUGUGCCGUGUCCGGUUGGCUCGACUUACAAGAAGACUAAAGGGUAUCGCAAGGUAUCUGGAGACACUUGCUCAGGGGGUGACAUUGAGGCCCGACUGGAAGGGGAAUCCGUCCCAUGUCCUUUAGCAGAGGAGAACGAAUUCAUUCUCUACACCACACGGUACUCCAUCCAUCGCUAUGACCUGUCCUCUGGUAUCAGCGAAGAGUUGCCUUUGACGGGGUUGCGUGGAGCCAUGGCCCUUGACUUUGACUAUGAGCACAAUUGCUUGUAUUGGGCAGAUGUGACGCUGGACAUCAUUCAGCGUUUGUGUCUAAAUGGAAGUUCUGGGCAGGAAAUUCUCAUCAGCACAGGACUGGAGACAGUCGAAGCAUUGGCUUUUGAACCUAUCAGUCAACUACUUUACUGGGUGAAUGCUGGCAUUCCUAAAAUUGAGGUUGCCAACCCAGAUGGAGACUUGAGACUUACGGUUUUGAAUUCCUCUGUGCUCCAGCGGCCACGAGCCUUGACCCUGGUACCCAAAGAAGGGCUGAUGUUUUGGACCGACUGGGGAGAUUCCAAGCCUGGCAUUUACCGCAGCGAAAUGGAUGGCUCUUCUCCGACUUGCAUCGUCUCCGAAGGAGUGAGGUGGCCCAAUGGCAUUUCUGUGGACGACCGAUGGAUCUACUGGACAGAGGCGUACAUGGACAGGAUCGAGCGCGUUGACUUCAGUGGCAUGCAGAGAUCGGUUAUCCUGGAUAGUCUGCCCCAUCCUUACGCUAUUGCUGUUUUUAAGAAUGAAAUCUAUUGGAAUGACUGGUCCCAGCUGAGCAUUUUCCGAGCCUCAAAGCACAGUGGUUCCAGAAUGGAGACGUUGGUUGACCAUCUCAAUGGUGUGAUGGAUAUGAAGAUCUUCUAUCGUGGAAAGACAUCAGGGCAGAACGCGUGUGUGGCCAAGCCCUGCAGCCUCCUCUGCCUUCCAAAACUGAACAACAGCCGAAGCUGCAAGUGUCCUGAAGGCGUCUCCAGCCAUGUUCUCUCAUCAGGAGAGGUGAAGUGUGAUUGCCCACCAGGAUAUCUCUUGAAGAAUAGUACCUGCGUAAAAGAAGACAACACCUGCCUCCCCAGCCAGUACAGGUGCUCCAAUGGGAAUUGCAUCAACAGCAUUUGGCAGUGUGACAACGACAACGACUGUGGGGACAUGAGCGAUGAGAAGAACUGCCCAACAACCAUGUGUGAUGCUGACACUCAGUUCCGUUGCCACGAGUCGGGGACUUGUGUCCCGUUGUCUUACAAGUGUGACUUGGAGGAUGACUGCGGGGACAACAGUGAUGAGAGCCACUGUGAGGCGCACCAGUGCCGAAGCGAUGAGUUCAGCUGCAACUCAGGGAUGUGUGUUCGCCUUUCCUGGAAGUGCGAUGGCGAUAAUGAUUGCAGGGAUUGGUCAGAUGAAGCCAACUGCACAGCAGUAUACCACACCUGUGAAACCUCCAGUUUCCAGUGUCACAAUGGGCACUGCAUCCCCCAGAGAUGGGCAUGUGAUGGAGACGCUGACUGCCAGGAUGGAUCAGAUGAGGAUCCCACCAACUGUGAGACAAAGUGCAAUGGCUUCCAGUGCCCAAAUGGUACAUGCAUCCCUUCCAGCAAGCGAUGUAAUGGUGCCCAUGACUGUUCUGAUGGCUCUGAUGAACAGCAUUGUGAGCCCCUCUGUACCCGCUACAUGGAUUUCGUGUGUAAGAACCGGCAACAGUGUUUGCUGCGGUCCAUGGUGUGUGAUGGCACUGUGCAUUGUCGAGAUGGCUCAGACGAAGACCCUUCCUACGCCGGGUGCUCUCAAGACCCUGAGUUCCACCACACCUGCGACCAGUUUAGCUUCCAGUGUCAAAACGGCGUGUGCAUCAGUUUGGUGUGGAAAUGUGAUGGCAUGGAUGACUGCGGGGACUACUCGGAUGAGGCAAACUGUGAGAACCCAACCGAGGCUCCAAACUGCUCUCGAUACUACCAGUUCCAGUGUGACAAUGGACAUUGCAUCCCCAACCGGUGGAAAUGCGAUGAAGAGAAUGACUGUGGCGACUGGUCAGACGAGAAGGUGUGUGGAGGUUCAGCUCUUGUUCCAGUCACCACGCCAGCCCCAGCCACAUGUUCCCCCAACCACUUCCGAUGUAAUAGCGGCAUUUGCAUCACAAACAGCUGGGUGUGUGAUGGAUACCAGGAUUGUGCCGAUGGCUCCGAUGAGGAUGCGUGUCCUACCGCUCCGGUUGGUGCAACAUCCCCAUCGGCUGGCUCCCCUGGACGCUGCAGUCGGUUUGAGUUUGAGUGCCCGUCGAUGAAGAAAUGCAUCCCAAACUGGAAGCGCUGUGAUGGCUUGAAGGACUGCCAGGACGGCACGGAUGAGCUCAACUGCCCAACUCAUAGUACUCUCUUAUGCCCAAAUGGAUUUAAAUGUGAAGAUGGAGAAACUUGCAUCAUGAUGUCCGAACGGUGCGAUGGAUUCUUGGAUUGUUCGGAUAGCAGCGAUGAACGUAACUGUACCGAUGAUACCCUUGUCUAUAAAGUGCAGAACCUCCAGUGGACAGCUGAUUUCUCAGGCAACAUCUCUUUGACGUGGACUAGGCCCAAAAAGAUGCCUCUUGCCUCCUGUGUCUACACUAUUCAUUACAGGAUGGUUGGAGAAAGCAUCUGGAAGUCCUUAGAGACACACAGCAACAAAACCAACAGCAUCUUGAAAGUGCUGAAGCCGGACUCCACCUAUCAAGUCAAAGUUCAGGUCCAGUGUCUGAGCAAAGUGUACAACACCAAUGACUUCAUCACCUUGCGGACCCCAGAAGGACUACCAGACCCUCCACGCCAUCUUCAGUUGACGUUGAAGAGAGAAGCUGAAGGUGUUGUGGCUUGCCAGUGGGCACCACCAACAAAUGCCCAUGGCCUGAUAAGAGAAUAUGUUGUGGAAUACAGCAGGACUGGAUCCAAGGAAUGGUCCUCUGUGAGAGCCCCCAGCAAUUACUCAGAAGUGGAGAGGUUGCAGGUCAACUCCUUAUAUACGUUCAGAGUUGCUGCGGUAACUAGCCGUGGAGUGGGAAACUGGAGCGAUUCCAAAUCCAUACGGACCAUAAAAGGAAAAGCUAUCCCGCCACCUAUCAUCCAUAUUGAUGGUUACACUGAGAACUCCAUAAGCUUCACCCUUAAAAUGGAAAGUAGCAUUCAGGUAAAUGGAUACGUUGUGAAAAUCUUCUGGACUUUUGACGCACAUAGACAAGAGAAACUGUCCUUGAACAUUGAUGGGGGGAAGUCGGCACAAACAGUGAGUAACUUGACCGCUCAGACCCCGUACGAGAUUUCCGCCUGGGCCAAGACAGAACUGGGCGACAGCCCUCUGUCCUUCGCGCAUGUGGUGACCAGUGGUACAAAGCCAUCCCCUCCCAGUUUGAAAGCCAAAGCGGUCAACCAGACUGUGGUCGAGUGCACCUGGACUGGCCCAAGGAAUGUGGUAUAUGGCGUAUUUUAUGCCACAUCGUUCCUUGAGCUCUACAGGAAUCCUAAUAAUGCCACCACCACCCUGCACAACAUCACAGUUAUUGUCAACAGAGAUGAGCAAUAUUUAUUUCUGGUCCGUGUGGUUUCUCCGUACCAAGGACCGCCUUCGGACUACAUCGUGGUGAAGAUGAUUCCUGACAACCGUCUGCCCCCACGGCAUCUACAUGCGGUGCACCUGGCAAAAACAUUUGCUGUCAUUAAGUGGGAGUCACCAUACGAUUCGCCCGACCAAGAUAUGUUAUAUGCUGUAGCCGUUAAGGAUUUAGUAAGGAAGACAGACCGAACAUACAAGGUGAAAACCCGCAACAGCACUGUGGAAUACACCAUCAAGAAGUUGGAGCCUGGUGGGAAGUAUCAUAUCAUUGUUCAAUUGGGAAACAUGAGCAAGGAAGCCAGCUUGAAAAUCAAUACAGUUUCCUUGGCUGCUCCCGAUGCCUUAAAGAUUAUAGCAGAAAAUGACCAUAUCUUGUUGUUUUGGAAGAGUUUAGCUUUAAAAGAAACUCACUUUAGUGAAAGUCGGGGGUAUGAGAUACACUUGUUCGACAGUGUAACCAAUAGCACGACAUAUCUGGGAAACACCACUGAGAAUGUCUUCAAAGUUUCCAACCUGAAAUCAGGCCAUAAUUACUCAUUCACAGUGCAAGCCAGAUGUCUCUACAGUGGGCAGAUGUGUGGUGAGCCUGCAACACUCCUUUACAAUGAGCUAGGAGCUGAUAAAGAUCCUGCUGCAUCAACAAUGGGCAGUUCAACAGAUGUUGCUGCCAUCGUGGUCCCAAUAUUGUUCCUUUUGCUUGUGACUGUAGGGAUAGGGUUUGUCGUUUUGUAUAUGAGGCACCGAAGACUUCAGAAUAGCUUCACUGCUUUUGCCAACAGCCACUAUAGUUCCCGGCUUGGCUCUGCCAUAUUCUCAUCGGGUGACGAUUUAGGGGACGAAGAUGACGAAGCACCCAUGAUCACAGGUUUUUCAGACGACGUCCCCAUGGUGAUAGCAUGAAGUGCGUUUCUGACCCCAGAAACCAAAAUGGUGUAAAUAUUUUAUUUGAUAGAAAAAAACAAAACAGUCAACUGUUUAUUUUAAAACAAAAAAAAUGCACUUUUGAGUUGCAAUACGUUAUUUUUGUAUGGGCUGAAAAAACUGAUGAAGAAGAAAUAAUUAUUACACUUUGUAGUAUGCAGCUGUGAACUUUCAAACCAGGUUGAUUUAGAAAUGAAUAUAUGUUCUUGUUGGGUUUUUAAAAAAUAUUUUGUUUGAUUCCUUUUCAAACGUUUAAUUUAGUCUUACAAGGCUGUGCUUGCUGGGCAUGCUUUUAAGUCUGUGAGAUACAUAUAUGUCUUUUUCUGUUGACCAAAACUCUGAUCCUUGGAGAACUUGUGAAUGGUCAAUGACGGUCCCGUUCAUUAUAAUCGGAUGGAACUAGAUGCAACAAAAGACACAGAGCGGCCAAUAAGACAUUCUUAUGGAUCAGUGGUUCUCAACCUGUGAGUCUCCAGAUGUUUUGGCCUUCAGCUCCCAGAAAUCCUAACAGUUGGUAAACCAGCUGGAGUUUCUGGGAGUUGUAGGCCAAAACACCUGAGGAUCCACAGGUUGAGAACCACUGUUGUGGAUGGUCAAGGAUAGUCCUGCUGAUGUUGAUUUUAGUUCAUCAUUGCCAAAAGAAACUAGAUGUGACACAGAGUGGCCAAUAAGACAUCCUUAUGGAUGGUCAAAGGUAGUUCCAUUGAUGUUGAUUCUAGUUCAUACCAUAACCAGAUGAAAGUUGAUGUGACAGAGGGCACAGUGACCAUGAAGACAUAGGCAAACCUUUGACCUUCCUCUAGUCAUAUCAUAACCAGAUGAAAGUAGAUGUGACAGAAGCACAGUGACCAUUAAGACAUAGGCAAACAUUUGACCUUCCUCUAGUCAUAUCAUAACCAGAUGAAAGUAGAUGUGACAGAAGCACAGUGACCACUAAGACACAGGCAAACCUUUGACCUUCCUCUAGUCAUACACAAUGACAAGAGGUAUAAUGUUAUCCUGUUUUUUGCGGUCCCACUAUGCUGUUUUUUGGGGUCCCAUUAUGACACAGAUGGGCAAGUUUUAGGAAUGCAACAGAGUUGAGACAAAUGGCUUCUAUAGUGGUCAGUCCGUUCUGGAGUUUUGAUCUGAACAUGGUUAUAUGAGGUGUUGAACCUGUUUCAGGGACAAGCUUAAGCACUUGAUAGCUCUUCCCAAAAUUCAGACUAAAACACAGAGUGGAUUAAUCUCUGAACUGAUGUGGGAGCUACCACUUGCUCCUGCAUAGGAUGGUCCAAUUCCUUAUUUCCACCAUGCUUGCCAUUCCAGGCCCAACCUUCUGAGCUCUGUGGCUAAGUCCUCACUGGUCAACGUUGUCCACAAGGGAUGGUCCAUAUUCUCAGAGCUUGUUUCUCAGUCUAAGACUCAUCCCUCUUGUGUGAGAUCAUGUGUGGGAAGUCCACCUCAUGUGCCACAUACAGCUUAUAAACUCUACUCUUGCAGCUGUCUUAAAUGCUGAAGUUUUUGGACUACCUGAAAGUAGUCCAAAAGCAAAGAAAACAUGGUUGUUUAGCUGUCCCCAAUGCUCUUGAAAUGAUGAGUUUGGGGCUAACAGUUGUCCCAAGAUGAUGACUGGAUGUGAUGUCACUUCUAAUGUGCCCCAGUGUCAAAGACAACCUCUGUGUUCUCUGUUGCAUCAAGGUCCACCCAUGAAGAAGGCGAGAUGAGGAGGAAUGGGACAGUAUGGAAGUCUUGACCAUUGUUCUCCUGGGCAGACCUUUCCCUCAACCCCCAAUUGAUGCUGCUACAAACUUCUCUUCAUUUUCUGGGGGUCUUCCUUAAAUCCCUUUCAUGAGUCCCACAACUAGGAGAACCUGCUUUCUUGGGAUCAGAGUCUUAAAUUAGUGAUUUUUUUUUCUUCUUAAGAGAAAUUUUAUUUUGAAAAAAAUAUUCAGGAAAUACAAAUCUAUAUCUAUAUCUAUAUAUCUAUGAAGAGAGAUAAUAGUUCCUGAAGGUUUUACAUUGACUUAUUUGGAUAUUGUUUUAUAUGAGAGUUUUGUUUCUCUUUUAUUGAGUUAGUAGGGAAUCUGCUUUUGGUCAGAAUUCCAUAAUUCUCAGUCAUGUGCACACAUACGAUGUGGAGAAAUGUGCCACUUUCAUCUUCUGCAAAAAUAGUCAGGUUGUUCCUUUGGGUUUUUAAAAUUAUUAUUAUUUUGUGGUGUUCCUGUGCUUGAAUCAGGUAUUAAUGCCAUAGUAAAACAAACACACAAAAACCCCACAACAUUUUAUUUUUCUCUUUGAAUAAAUUUCAUGUGUUAUGAGAAUGCAAAACAAGGGGUGGUGUAGAGGGGUAGACUUAAUGUUUUGUGAAAUGGAGGGCCGAAAUACUUUUUGCAAAGCACUUAGCAUGCAUUCACAAAAAAGAAAAAAAAUCCCCAAAACAAGCGCACAAAAUUUCA